Perca fluviatilis (European perch) is the source of this 611-nucleotide messenger RNA. RefSeq names its product ubiquitin carboxyl-terminal hydrolase MINDY-1-like. Gene Ontology annotation, biological process: protein K48-linked deubiquitination. The transcript is spliced from 4 exons. Gene Ontology annotation, molecular function: cysteine-type deubiquitinase activity; cysteine-type carboxypeptidase activity; K48-linked deubiquitinase activity. The record is from RefSeq and is a predicted model, not a curated record. NCBI's taxonomy places the organism in Eukaryota, Metazoa, Chordata, Actinopteri, Perciformes, Percidae. Gene Ontology annotation, cellular component: cell periphery; cytosol. The coding region runs from base 86 to 550 and encodes 154 amino acids.
CUCCUAUCACGGUCUGUGUGAACUCAACACGACGGCCAAGGAGGGAGAGAUCUCUGUGUUCUUCAGAAACAACCACUUCAGUACCAUGAUCAAACACAAGGGCCACCUGUACCUGCUGGUGACCGACCAGGGCUUCCUGCAGGAGGACAGUCUGGUCUGGGAGUCUCUUCACAACGUCGAGGGAGACGGGAACUUCUGCGACUCCGACUUCAGGCUGUGUCAUCCUCCGCAGAGAGCGCCGCCGAACGCCACCAGCCUGGCGCCCAGCGCCCAGGACCAGCAGAGACAGAUCGACCAGGACUACCUGGUGGCGGUGUCCCUGCAGCAGCAGCAGGGCGGGGCCCCGGGGCCCCUCAGUGACCUGGAGUUGGCCCGACAGCUCCAACAGGAAGAAUACCAGCAACAGCAGCAGCAACUACAGCAGCAACAGCAACAGCAACCACAGCAACAACAGGGAUCGCCUGCUGCAGCAACGCAGGUCAGAGGUCAGGGGUCACAGCAGGGCGCAGCACGCAGAAGAGAGAAGGACUCGGACUGUGUCGUCCUAUAGACUCCUUUUAUUAUUAUUGUAAUCUAUUGAGACGCACACACACACACACACACACACACAC